CAGGCGUUUAUCGAUCGAGAUGAAAAUAGAAUCCUAAGGAUCAUACCUGAGAUGGCAACUUCUAAAGUGAUAAGAGAAUGGCUGGCAGAGUACAAGGUACUUUCCAAAGAAGAGUUCCAUAGCUAUGCUGCGUCUAUACGACACAAUGGGGAGUUGAUAGCUGGUCUCCAUGCCUUGUUUGAUACACACCCUGAUACAGAGGUUCUGGAUCCAAUAUGUCAUCAGCUGUUCGAAUUCUACCGCUCUCGGAAAGAUGAGCUGCAACGAUUCUCGCUGGAGUUGCUGCCUUCCCUCGUGUGGCUGUAUCUGUCAUUUAUAAGCAGAGGAGAGAAAUCGAAGUGUGGGGGCGUGGAGGCCUUUCUUCUAUCUGUCUACAAUCUGGAGACAUGCAACCCGGAUGGUUCCCCAAAGGUCAAGCUGUUCAGGGUACCGGUACUUUCAAAGGCCUCCAUAUACCAUGAGCCACAAGCGCUCAGCACAUCCCCUCUAUCGGAAUCCACACUUAGACGUUUUAAUGCGGAGCAGUCCGAGCAUCGUGAUGGCCCACACCCCCAGUUUGAAGCAGUCAAUGGUCAGAAUCGACACAGCAUUCUGGCUUACCUAAUACAGUGUUACCAUAACAACAUCUCUGUUCUGUCUGCAAGAUCUCAUAGAAUUUUCUGCAAAAUGUGCUCCAGGAUAGUUACAACAGGGUUUCACACAUUGAUACCAGAUGAUGAGGAUGACCUUGUUCGAACAACGGCAACUCUUCAUGAGGCUGCAAGACGGAUAAACCAAAUUGGAGAUAUUGACGCUGAUAGACGGUUAAGUCAAACUGCUGGAUUGGACCCAGCCAAGCGGAUAAACCAAACUGGGGAAUUAGAUCCACGUAUAAGUGUCAGUCCUGCUCUAUUAAUAGACAUGCUGACAUGUUUGUAUUUUAUCAUGUUUAAUGGCCAGGCAGGCCCCGGGGCUCAAGCUGUGGUGGAUAUUCAUUAUCGGGCGUGUUACGAACUGUUACCUGAUGUCUUACUGGUAACCAAUGCUAUUAGGAAUUCCCUACGGGAAAACCCCUCAGGGCAGCCAGAUGAUGGACCAAUCGGAUUGAGUCUUGCUCUGUCACCAGCUUCUUCAAACUACACACUGUCAAAGACAGCCAUAACAAAUGCAUCAUUCAGGGCUAAAAAGUUACCAGAUGAUAUUCCUGUGCAGCCAGAUGAAUCUGGCAAAUUACCAACGAUUUCAGAAGAUGAUACAUCUUCUAAGACGAAGACAUCAAAGACGAAACAAGCGAAAAAAGACAAAACUGGGGACCGCUCCAAGGCUAAGGAAAGCCGCACUAAUUCUGGCAUGAAUAAUUCGAUAAUAAGCAUUAGCGAUCAGUCCAGUGAUAACUUAACUGUAGCCGUCAUCAAAGGCCAACAACGGAAUUCCGUAGAUAGCAUUGAAAUGGCAGGUUUUAUUAAAACUAAAGAAACAACUUCGAAUAAAUCUAGAGAUUCCAUUGAUGGAGGGUCAUCACCCUUCAUUGCCAAGCAUGUGACAGCAUCAUCAGCAAAAACAGGUUCGGGAAUGAAGACUAGUAUUUCUAAUAAAGACAUAAAAAAUGCAAAACAGACAUCAGGACAUUCUAGAAACUUGUCAGGAGAUUCAGCUGCCUCCGAAAACCAGAGUACAGAUCUUUAGUGUUCAUUUGUUUAGUUUGUUAUAUGAAUUUAUGUACCAAAUAAGUGCUUAUCUCUCAUCUAAUGCAUUUUGUAUCACAUAUGGCAUUGAUAUAUUCAUAUAGUUAACAAUUUGUUUCUGCUUGUUAAUGUCAUACUGUGUUUAAUUCUGGGCAAAAUGUUAACUUAGCAUUAGAGAUUAUAUUUGUAUAUCAAUAUUCAAUUCAAUAUUUAUUCAAUUCAAUAUUUAUUUGUUGACAGGUACUAUGUACAACAGUAAACAUAAGUUUGACUGACAUGAUUUUAUAUGUAUUUUUUCUUACUAAAUAUUUGUUAUGUCAUUUGUAACAUAACAAUUUGAUGAAGUUCCCCCAGGGUUUACUUUUUCCAUGCAACUUAGUAUUUAGACUACAGUAAAACUGCGGUCGUUCGAACAGGCGAUCGUUCAAGAACUGGUGGUCCGUCGAGGUCGAAGCUUAGUCCCGAACAUUAUACCUUCUAUUUUUAAUAGAUUUUAUAUAAAAUAUACUAAAGCUACAUUGAAACCUUAAUAAGUUGAGAAGUCUAUGAAAAGAAUUCCUUCUUGUCAAUAUGGCAAAUGAGAAAGAACUCGUCAAACACCAAACAAUAUUUAUUCUUUUUUCUUUUACAUUUUCACAUUUUGUAUACAACAGCCUUUGAACAUGUAAGUGAUUUACACAACGCAAUACAUAAUCAGUGUCAAAGUAAACAAUCGGGUGACAACUUCAAACUUAACAUACACUGAAAGACAUGUCAUAACAGACUGGAAAAUGGAAACUUGGGUCAUUCCAAACAUCGGAUCCCUCGAGGUUUUAACUCUGUGAUCCUUGAGCGAUUGCAGUUUUACUGUAUAAGUUUUUCGUUUUGUAUUAUUUGUUUCCAUAUAAUAAUGUAAAGUAUAUAUCAUUUUGUAAGAGUAGGGGGUUGCCUUUAAAAACAACCAUUAAACCUUUUAUAGUAUUUCUGAUUAGCUGAUGAUGUAUAAACACUGAUAUUAAAGUACUUUGACAUCUUGCAUGUAGGUUGUAUGAAAUUCCAUUUGUUGUAAAACAUGUUUUACAGUUCGCAGAUUUAAUGCAUAAAUACUAUUAAUAAAGUGAGGAAAGACUUAA
Messenger RNA from Mya arenaria, 2776 nucleotides. RefSeq names its product hyccin-like. Lineage: Eukaryota; Metazoa; Mollusca; Bivalvia; Myida; Myidae. Bases 52 to 1665 code for a protein of 537 amino acids. The transcript has 11 exons. Gene Ontology annotation, cellular component: plasma membrane. Gene Ontology annotation, biological process: phosphatidylinositol phosphate biosynthetic process; protein localization to plasma membrane. The record is from RefSeq and is a predicted model, not a curated record.